Molecule: messenger RNA, 2788 nt
Organism: Mus caroli (Ryukyu mouse)
Lineage: Eukaryota; Metazoa; Chordata; Mammalia; Rodentia; Muridae
Source: RefSeq, a predicted model, not a curated record
GCCGUCCCUAGGCAGCACCGCUUAGCUGAGAUUCCUGCACUUGACUUCAGGAUUUCGGAGAGAUAAGGCGCUUGGCCGCUACUAACUGGACUACAAAGAGCUGGAUCGGACCGGAACCACAUGGCUCAACUCGCCGGAGCCACCCGCUCCCCGCUGUCAUGGUUGCUGCUGUUCUGCUAUGCGCUCUGGAAAGCGGGUGGGGAUAUAAAUGUGCUGGCGCCCUACAAUUCGACAGGCGUCUUGGGAGGGUCGACCACCUUGCACUGUCGUCUGACUUCUAAUGAGAAUGUGACAGUCACUCAAAUAACCUGGAUGAAGACGGAUUCAGGUGGAUCCCACCCUCUUGUGGCUGUCUUCCACCCCAAGAAGGGGCCCAACAUCAACGAGCCAGAGAGGGUGAAAUUCUUGGCUGCCCAACAGGAUCUGAGGAACGCAUCUCUGGCCAUCUCGAACUUAAGUGUAACAGACGAAGGCAUCUAUGAAUGUCAGAUUGCCACAUUCCCCAGAGGCAGUAAGAGCACCAAUGUCCGGCUGAAGGUGCAAGCCCGACCUAAGAACACUGCAGAGGCCCUGGAGCCCUCUCCCACCUUGAUACUGCAGGAUGUGGCUAAAUGCAUCUCUGCUGAUGGUCACCCUCCUGGACGAAUCAUUUGGCCCUCGAAUGUGAAUGGAAGUCACCGUGAAAUAAAGGAACCAGGGUCCCAGCCGGGCACCACCACAGUUACCAGCUACCUCUCCAUGGUACCUUCUCGCCAGGCAGACGGCAAGAACAUCACCUGCAGGGUGGAGCAUGAAAGCUUAAAGGAGCCGGACCAGCUGCUGGUGACCCUUUCCCAACCCUAUCCACCUGAAAACGUGUCCAUCUCUGGCUAUGACGGCAACUGGUAUGUUGACCUCACUAACUUGGUCCUGACCUGUGAAGCUCACAGCAAACCAGAGCCUGACAUGGCUGGAUAUAACUGGAACACGACCACGGGUGACUUUCCCAACUCUGUUAAGCGCCAGGGCAAUAAGCUUCUAAUCUCCACGGUGGAUGGUCUCAAUAACACGGUCAUUGUGUGCAAAGUCACCAAUGCCCUAGGGUCUGGGCAGGACCAAGUGCACAUUAUUGUUAAAGGUGAGUAUUUUCUUGUUUCUCCAGGUCGUGCUCUGCAGUCCAAUCCCCCAGAGAGGGAGAACGUCCAGUAUUCAUCUGUGAACGGCAACUAUAGCCUGAACAUGGAGCCAAACGGCACAAGGUGACGGUGCUGGGUAGACAGAACUAAGGAACUUGAAGGCAUAGCAACUGGAACCCUACUCUCAUAAAUGAAGAAGCCUCCAGAGAGACUGGCUGCUCAGUGUGAUGAGCAUAGCAAGUUUGGGGGGUCUCCCAGAAUGCUGCCAAAUUCCACGUUGUCAAAAGGACCCAUGGAGGCCAGUGUGUUGGCUCACUCUUGACAUCUCAGCAAGCUGGGGGGGACAUAAAGCAAGGUUGAGUCUAGCUUGGGCUAUAGAGCAAAGCCCUGUCCAUACACAAACAAGCUAAGGGGCUUUGAGACGGUCAGAAACUGAAGUCUUGCUUUGGGUAAGGUAAAUCCUCUACCUCAUGUAUGUGCUAGACUUAAAAGACUUCCACACAGACCUCUUUAUAAGUUGACUCCAUUGGGGCUAUCUCCUCCUCUCUGGACAAGGUCUCUGUAUGUAGCCAAGGCUAGGCUCAAACUCACAGAGAUCUGUCUGCUUCUACCUCCCCAGUGCUAGAGUUGAAAGUAUAUGUGCCACUGCACUUUUCUAGGUCUUCUUUUACUGAAGUAAAGUAUAUAUUUAUAAAAAGCUAUAUAGUUUUAUAUAUAUAUAUUUUUGAGACUAUUUCAUAGAGCCCAAGCUAACCUCAAACUUACUAUGUAGCCAAGAGUGAUGGUAAACUAAUUUAUUUUAAUUUAUUUGUCUUCAAUUUUAAACAUCGCCCAACCCCUGCUCCCUUCCAUCUCUUCUUUCAAUCCAUUUCGUUGUCUUUUUCUUCCUAGACACUAUUCUGACUUACGUCUCCAUUACAAACAUUUUAUUGAACUACAUAAAAAUGUGUGCACCACAAAAAAAAAAAAAUGUAUUUGUCAAAAUUGUAGUUGUCUUUCUGAGGCUGACCUGACUUCUCUGAUACCAUUCUCUCCAGUUGUAUCCAGUUUCCUGUAAACAAUGUGACUUUGUUUUUCUCAGUAGCUAAAACAUCCCAAUUAUGUGAGUGUACACUUCUUUGCUCAUUCAUUCCUCUGUGGGCCACCAGCUGGGUUGGUUCCAUAUCUGAGCUAUUGUGCAUGGAAUUGUCUCUGUGGUGGGUUUAGUAAACUCCCAGGAAUGCCUGUACAUGUUUGUAGAGGCCAGAAGAAGGCACAAAAUCUUGAGCCAGGCUUACAUGCACUUGUGAGCAGCCCCACAUAGGUGCUAAGAACCCAGUUCAGGUCCUCUGCUGUGGGAUGGUGGGCUGUGCACAGAAAGCCUGGUCCCGGUCUAGCAAAGGUCUGGAACUCCGGAGCCAGUGGACUGUGAUUUCCACCAGUAUGGGAUGGAAGGAGUUCGACCUCACCUCCUGGGCACCUGGCUCCUGUCACAUAGCUACAGCCUCCCACAGCCCCCCUAUAGGGAGGUAUGCAGCAUCAGUCACAUAGUAGCUACACCAAGUCCUCCCACAUGCAAAUAAGGUUUCCCCAAACUCUCAGUCCAAGCCAAUGAAAAGUACCUGUUGUCAAACCCUGAAUUAUCCCCAAAACUCUGUAAGUCCUUUCAGGGAAUAAAAGGUGUGUGAGAACUA